This is a messenger RNA of Plasmodium vivax (malaria parasite P. vivax), 1945 nucleotides long. Its product is annotated as variable surface protein Vir12-like. The transcript has 4 exons. Lineage: Eukaryota; Apicomplexa; Aconoidasida; Haemosporida; Plasmodiidae. The coding region runs from base 191 to 1945 and encodes 584 amino acids. The record is from RefSeq and is a predicted model, not a curated record.
GAAAUUAAAAGUAUUUAUUUCAUUUUGUGCUACAUUCAAAAGAGUACAUAGGAAUAUAUCUUUAUUUUGUCUAAAAUUAGCAUGAAGGUAUAUUAACAUACCACUAAAGUUUAUAUGUUUAUUAUAUAUGUACUUGUGUACAUAGAACGAACCUUUCUUACGUAUCAUAGUUAGCAUAAAUGAAAACAAAAUGGGAGACUAUUCUGUAGAACUAUGGGAUAAAGUUUUGGAAGAUACACCUUUGUAUAAAAAGCUAAGUGACAAUGUGAGCAAACCGAGUGUGAUAACUGAUGAGUGUAAAACGUUAAAAAUUACCGGUAAAAAGAUUAGUAAUGAACUCUGUAAUAAAUUUGCAAAAAAUUUGCAACAUGUAUAUAGCAUAGCAGAUAAGACUGAACAUGACAAUACUUGUGAUAAUUACAAAUAUUGGAUAUUUAAUCAAAUGUGGAAAUUGAUUGGAUCAAAAAAGAACGAUCCCCUUGCGAAGGAAGUUAUAGAAGAUUUCUUGAAUAUUCAAACGAGCAUUAGUAAAAAACAGGGUAAAACUACUUGUCAAUAUCAUUUUAAUUACAAAGAUUACGAAGAAUUUGAAGAAAAUUUAGAAAAGAUGAAUUUGAAACAUUAUUUCAAAAAUUAUGAAACCAUUAAAAAGAACGCUAGCUCUAAGGAUAAAUACGAUGUAUAUCAUAAGUACGUACCCUACAUUAUAAAACUAUUUGAUAAACAUUACGAGGACUGUGGUAAUACUGUGGAUUAUUAUUUUAAUGAUUGUGAACCCUUUUUUGAAAAAGAAAGUGACAAGUUCAACCCGAAGGAUCUCUUACCCUUACUAGAAAAAGCUAAACCCCAAGCAGCAGCUGCUAAAACAAAGGAGACAGGUGCAGCAGUGCAAAAUAAAGGACAGGAGCUUAAUACACCCGGUGGAGGUGAUGGUGUACAUUCAAAAGGUGAAAAAUUAAGUGCUGGUACUGAAAAUCCUGGAGCGGGUGGAUUAGAAGGUAAAGAUAAAGCAUCGCGUCAACAAGCAAGUAGUGCAGUGGGAACUGGACCCAGUGAUGUAAAAGUGCAAGUAAAAAAACCCGAAGAAGCACCUAGAUCUCCCUUUUCAUUCAAUCCAUUUUCAUUUUGGAGUUCCUCAGUUUCUAGUACUCAGCAAAAAUCAGCUAAUUUAGUAGCCGGUCAAGGCCAAAAGGCACCGAAGGAACUCGUACCGCCAGCUAAAGGAAAGGCUGGGGAAACAGCUGACCCCCCUCUUAAAUCAGCGCCUGCUCCCAAAGUAACAGGAACUGGUAAAGAAUUAACAACUGCGACAAAGCUUCCAGAAGCAGAAUCUGGAAGGCCAAACCCUGAAGCUGCAAAACCUGUAGCGGCAAAGCCUGUAGCGACAAAGUCUGCAGCACCAGAACCUGCAAGGGAACCCCCCGUAGGGGUAAAACCUGCAGCGGCAAAACACGUGGUGGUAAAAACUGAGCCGGCAGUAUCUGAGCCGGAAAAUCGUCGACGGGAAGUAAGUGAAACGUCAGGAACCUUGCAUAAUGAAGCACCUUUGAGUUCCCUACCAGUAGGUGGCGCUGAGCAGGGCGUUCAUGUAGCGCAAGUUUAUAAUCCAGAGCUUGCAAGCAGUGAAGUACCUUUGGCCGUUGCUGACACCCCUAGUGCUGUAGGAACUACACAUGAAGAGUUAGACUCAAACUUUUUUCGUAACAUCAUCAUGGCCGUUGCAGUACUUGGAACAAUUUGCUUCCUUUUCUACUACAACAGGUCUUCUCGAUUAGAAUCAAGUUUACGCAAAAAGAAAAAGAAAAAGGGAAAGAUAUUUGAGCAUAAUUACUACGAAGAGUAUGAAAAGGAGUUAGAAAUGUAUGGUUCUGAGGAAACGUUUUUAGAUUCUGAAUCGGAUCGAUUAUAUUUGAAUUAUCACCCUGAUCAAGACUCUUACUACUAA